This is a messenger RNA of Chara braunii, 2801 nucleotides long. Lineage: Eukaryota; Viridiplantae; Streptophyta; Charophyceae; Charales; Characeae. The record is from the annotation of a GenBank genome assembly.
CAGUUUGAUCUGCACUCUUAUGGCAAAACGCUCGGUUACGCAAAUCGGCUACAGACUAAAAAGUGAUUACCUGUUUAAGCUCUUCGUUGUCGGAGAUUGAGGCGUAUGAAAGUAGCGGCUUCUCCUUCGGUUUGUGGUACAGCCUAUGGGAAUGCCAUCAGCAGUAUGAUUGGCAUCAUCUCUGAGUCUACCGACAAGAGUUUCAUGUGGCUGAAUUGGCUGUGGUUCAGUCCAGAGGUUGAUGUCCAUUCUGUCCAUCAGUGUGCUCAUUGCACACCACAAGGGGUUGGGGGUUGCGCCUACACAGCACGGCACUGGUCUUCUUCUGCCUGUGGCGCACCACGAGGACCUCUCCCAAACGCUGCUCCAGGCGUAUGCUACCAGAGCGUCCCGUACCGAGCUGUCAGCACCGGCUGUGAGUCGGAUGGAAUGGAGAUCGUGGCAAGAAGCAGGGUGUUGCUUGCGCCAGUGGAGAUGCAUUGAGGUGGCCACUGUAUUUCCAGCUUUGUGCAUACGUUGUUGCGUGUAUGCCAUGCAUGCGGGAUCGAGUCGUCACCACCGGAUGUGAGUCGGAUGAGGCAGCAAUCAUGGUGAGAAAUGGGGUACACCUUUCACCAGAGGAGGUGCUUUGAUGUGGCCGGCACUGGCCGCUGUAUUUCCAACUUUUCACAACGCUGUCGCAUGUAAGCCACGCAAGUGGGAAGUACGUGCAUCAUUCAGCAGGUAGCACUGUGAUUCUCUGAAUGCAUUUGUGGUAAGUGUAGGGAGGAGGAAAGGAAGAAAAGGGGGGAAAGCACGUUUGCGCGAGCUGGUGGGUGCUUAGCCAAAAAAAAAGGAGGAGGAACAAAACAAAAGGGGAGAAAAAGGAAAGCGUAGAAGACAGCUUUUGGAAGAGAAGGAAGGAACGAGGAAGGAAGUGAGGUGACCGCAAGCAUGACACGGGCAGGUCCACCCCCGACAGCACAUCAACCUGCAGCGAGGCAGAAAUAUGAUCGGCAGCUGCGGAUCUGGGGGGAGCAUGGGCAGGAGGCCCUCAAGACUGCACAAGUAUGUCUUCUUAACUGUGGACCAACUGGCUCCGAGGCUCUCAAGAAUCUUGUGCUGGGCGGCAUCGGGUCCUUCACCAUAGUGGAUGAAGCUAGGGUGAAGCCGGCUGACCUUGGAAACAACUUCUUGGUGGAUCAUGAGAGCUUGGGACAAUUGAGGGCUAAGUGUGUUAGUGGGCUACUGCAAGAAUUGAAUGAGGGUGUUGCGGCGCGAUUUGUCGAAGAGUCGCCCGAGACCCUUAUAGAACAUGACGCGAACUUCUUUUCUGCAUUUACCUUGAUCGUUGCCACGCAGAUGACGGAAUCAUCGCUCGUAAAGUUAGAUACCAUAUGUCGACAGCGCGGCAUCAUGUUGAUCACGGCACGGGCUUACGGUCUUGUCGGUUCCGUGCGAAUCAGUCUCCAGGAGCACAGGGUGAUAGAAUCCAAGCCUGACAAUCCGUUGGACGAUCUACGGAUCCAUCGGCCAUGGGAAGAACUCAGGGAGUUUGCGAACAGUUGCGAUAUUGAUACAGAGGACCUCCUUGUGCAUCAACACAUUCCGUUUGCCGUUCUGCUGGUGCGAAUCGCCGAUGAAUGGCGUGCAGCUCACGGAGGGCGGUUACCAAAGACAGCAGCAGAGAAGGCGGAACUGAAGUCCUGGAUUACUGCACGAAAGAGAGAGCCGGAUGAAGAGAAUUAUAAGGAAGCUCUGGCAUCAGCGUUUAAGGUGUGGUCUCCCCCGUCGAUCGGUCCAAGCUUGCAGGCAAUUUUGAACGAUGGAGCUUCGCACGUGAAUUCCGCAUCCCCGGAUUUCUGGGUCAUGGUUGCGGCACUGAAGGAGUUCAUGCGGAACGAAGGCGACGGUGAGCUGCCUCUUGACGGUGCGAUCCCAGACAUGCACUCGUUUACCGACUUCUACAUCGCCUUGCAGCAACUGUACCAGAAGAAAGCCGCGGCAGAUGUGGCUGCCGUAGCCGUCCAUGUUCAGCGCAUUUUGAAGGAGGCCGGUCAAGUCCCCGAGUCCAUCCCUUGUCCCACCAUCAAGCUGUUCUGUAAGAAUGCGCGGAACCUGCAGGUGAUUCGGUACCGUCCUCUCGCGGAAGAGCAGUGUGCUGCUCUGGGCCAAGGGUCAGAGCUGCACAGGAUGCUGGCUGCAGAAGAGAGCAGCAAUGCUGUCAUAUAUGUUCUGCUAAGAGCGGUCGAUGUCUUCGCUGCAACUUUCAAUAGAUAUCCGGGAGUCUACGACAGCGAUGUGGAGGAAGAUAUCGCGAGGUUGAAGGCGGUUGCUGUGGCACUUGUCAGCGAAUGCGGGCUCACUGGGGCCGCCAUCCCAGAUGAUUUGAUCAGUGAGAUUUGCAGAUUUGGGCCCUCAGAGCUCCAUGCUACAGCAGCAGUGAUCGGUGGAAUUGUGGCGCAGGAGGCCAUCAAGCUUUUGACGAAGCAGUUCGUUCCUUUGGCUGGCACGCUAAUCUACAACGGCAUGUCGUCGACAACAUCGACGCUCCCAUUUUCAUAAUAAUAACGACCAUCAUCGCAGGCGCAGAGUCCAUACACGCCGCUUCAGAUGGACUUCAGGCUCGCCACCGAGAGAGAGGAGCGCAGUUUGUAUAACUUGUUGCUGAGCUGCCGAGAGCGCUUGAAAGGGUCGUUGUGCCGUAACGCACGAUUUUGUCUAUUCCAAUGACUGGAACCUGAAGGGAUGUAUGGUGAGAAUUUGAGGAUAUGGUCAUGUUUCGGUAGGCGUUAACGAUGCUUAGUAGAGCUUUGAAUGAC